GCUAAUAUUUUAGUUAUGGGUGAAGGUCCUGAGCGAGGAAGAGUAAAAAUUGCUGACAUGGGCUUUGCCCGAUUAUUUAAUUCACCUCUGAAGCCUUUAGCAGACUUGGAUCCAGUAGUUGUAACGUUCUGGUAUCGAGCUCCAGAGCUGCUUCUUGGAGCAAGGCAUUAUACCAAAGCUAUUGAUAUUUGGGCCAUAGGGUGUAUAUUUGCAGAGCUGCUAACAUCAGAGCCAAUAUUCCAUUGUCGACAAGAAGAUAUCAAAACUAGUAAUCCUUAUCACCAUGACCAGCUGGACAGAAUAUUCAAUGUAAUGGGAUUUCCUGCAGAUAAAGAUUGGGAAGACAUAAAAAAGAUGCCUGAACAUUCAACUUUAAUGAAAGAUUUCCGGAGAAACACGUAUACCAACUGCAGCCUUAUCAAAUAUAUGGAAAAACAUAAAGUUAAACCAGAUAGUAAGGCAUUCCACUUGCUUCAGAAAUUGCUCACUAUGGAUCCAAUAAAGAGAAUUACCUCAGAACAGGCUAUGCAGGAUCCCUAUUUCUUAGAAGAUCCUCUUCCCACAUCUGAUGUUUUUGCAGGUUGUCAAAUCCCUUACCCAAAACGAGAAUUUUUAACAGAAGAAGAACCAGAUGAUAAAGGAGACAAAAAGAACCAGCAGCAGCAGCAGGGCAAUAACCAUACGAAUGGAACUGGUCAUCCAGGGAACCAAGACAACAGUCACACACAGGGACCCCCACUGAAAAAAGUGAGAGUUGUUCCUCCUACCACUACCUCAGGUGGACUUAUUAUGACCUCAGACUAUCAGCGUUCCAACCCCCAUGCUGCCUACCCCAACCCUGGACCAAGCACAUCGCAGCCGCAGAGCAGCAUGGGGUAUUCAACUCCCCCCCAGCAGCCGCCACAGUACUCGCAUCAGACACAUCGGUACUGAGCUGCACCCCAAUAACGUCAAUGCACUGUUGCUAAUGCUGCAGGACCGGCCGCGCAGCUGCCUGCCUGGAACCCGGCUUGGGCCACGAGAAUGUACUGUAAAACCACACCUCCAACCUGUCCGACCACCAUGAUCCACCCCCUUCCACAGAGCGGAGUAGUGGCUCCCCAAUCGUACCUGGUUUUGGGGUUAGACUUGAAAAGAAAGUGCUAGCACAGUUUGUAUUGUGGAUAUGCUACUUCCAUAGUUUACUUGACAUGGUUCAGACUGAUCGAUGCAUUUUUUUUUCAGUGACAGUCUGUAGCAGUUGAAGCUGUGAAAUGUGCUAGGGGCAAGCAUUUUUGUUGUCGUAUGUGGUGAAUUCUCUUGAUGUAACAACUUUAUCUGACCAAUAGUACACAACAUCUUUGAACUGGUACUUGAAGCAUAUAGUAUAUGUUACCAUGGCAAAAAAGCAAACUAACCGUGACUCUGAUUGAGACAAUUUUGAUAGACGUUUAUUUUUAGUGACUUUUGUGGGUUGGUUAAUUUUCCACCUAGAUCAAUGUUUUAUGACCGACAUGAUUGCUACGACAUGGGUUUUUUUAAGAACAUGAAAACGUUUGCAUUUUUCCCCAGCAAUUCUGAGUGUCCCAAAGAUUAAUUUCCAACAUAAAUUUUUGGUUUUUGUUUUUAAAUCUAUGACUUGACUGGUAUUAAAGCUGCUAUUUGAUAGUAAAAUAAGUAUGUUGUCAUUGAUAUAAACAUGUUUGGUUCAGCAAACAAACUAAAAUGAUUGUCAUAGACAGUGUUCUAUUUUUUUCCUGUUGGUGUUAAUGAUUUGUGAGCAUGCUUUGGGAUUAAAAAGCAUGAAUGAUAUUUCCUAAGAAGGUGCGGCAUCCAUUCAGCUAUUUCGUCAUGAUUUUUGAGAACCAGCUUGGUGUAGUGGAUUUUAAAUUUUGUUCAGUUAAAUUUUUUUUUAAUGUUCGCACGUUGUUUAGGGGUGCCAUUCCUACAGCAGAGGAUCAAGGUGUUAGGAGAGCCUUAGAAUUUAUGAGGAAAAACUUACAUACAAUGUACUGUAUCAAACUAUUUUACAUGAAUGACACAAGUAUUCUGAAUAAAAAAAAAAAAUCAAAACAUUGUUAAAACAAGGUGUUAUGUAAUAAAUUUAUUUUUCAUAAAUCUGCA
Molecule: messenger RNA, 2103 nt
Organism: Antrostomus carolinensis (chuck-will's-widow)
Lineage: Eukaryota; Metazoa; Chordata; Aves; Caprimulgiformes; Caprimulgidae
Gene: CDK8
Product: cyclin dependent kinase 8
Exons: 9
Coding region: 16-933 (305 amino acids)
Biological process (GO): protein phosphorylation
Cellular component (GO): nucleus
Molecular function (GO): ATP binding; protein serine/threonine kinase activity
Source: RefSeq, a predicted model, not a curated record